Molecule: messenger RNA, 2820 nt
Organism: Neurospora crassa OR74A
Lineage: Eukaryota; Fungi; Ascomycota; Sordariomycetes; Sordariales; Sordariaceae
Product: triacylglycerol lipase
Exons: 3
Coding region: 611-2542 (643 amino acids)
Biological process (GO): lipid metabolic process
Molecular function (GO): triacylglycerol lipase activity
Source: RefSeq, a predicted model, not a curated record
CGUUUGCAUCUUCUCCCACCGUUCGACGCGCCUGUGAAGAACACCAAACCCGACCCAAAACAUGGAAUGACACGGACCUGACCCAGUCUGGUUUUAAGCUUCUUUUUCCUUUUUUUUUUUCCCGCAACACAUCCCGGACAUCUUCAUCCGAGCCUUUCGUUUACUUCGUUUCGUGCCAUUCAAUUUUUGACCGCAGGCGACAGGCGAGGAAAACAUCCAACGUCCCGUUGUCAGCUGAUUGACCUCUAAGACACACACACACACACACCGAGACACGACACUCGCUCGUUUUUAUCUACCGAACAACAACGACGUACCUAACCGUACCUACCUACGUAGGCAUACCCGCUGCCGCCACAUCAUUCUUCUUCCACGCUCGUUCAACCUCUUUCGCCGCAACUGACUCAAGUUGCGCAUGUUGUCGUUUUCUCCUAUCGCUUCAUCUGCCACCGACAACUAUAAAUGAGCGAGAUCAGGAUAUGUUCUUGACACAGCCGUUCAUGCCACUCGUCACGCAUCACUGCUUGUCCUGAACACUACGGCAGUGUUUUUUUCUUUUUUUCGUUGUUCUUAUUUUUUUCUUUCUUUUUUUGUUAUUGAUCUCUCUACAAUGGGGUCACUAAUACCCACAAUAUUCAUAUCAUUCUGGAGGAUAUUUCUAGACAUUGUACUCUUCUGGGCAGGUAAAUUCCGUGAAUGGUACCGGCGCCGCAACCCGGUUGAGGUCUGGCUCGACGUCCUCCGCAAUGCUUCCGAGUUCGACGAGUGGGAGGAAGCUGCCAUCCGGCUCGACACACUCCUCGGCCUCGAUUUGUGGCGUAAUAGCCCAAUCAGCCGGCAUUAUGACUACAAAUUGAUCAACGAGCGGUUGGAGAGCAUUGAGGUUGCGCGCGAUAACGGCGAUGUCAAUGCGCUUGUCAACCUUUUGCGCAGCGGUCUCGUUCGAAACCUUGGUAAUAUCACGGCACCUAAGCUAUACAACAAGAGCUUUGCGGGAACCAAGAUUCUGAUCGAGGAAUAUAUCACUGCGGUUGCAGAAGUGAUCGAGGAGAUUGGCAUGUUACCGACAGUUAGGAGGACCGGAACGAACUAUCCCAACAACAGUCUCACACCCGGUUUCAAAGGAGCAAGGCCUGUGAGUCCCGGACUGGCGAGUUCUGAUGACGGCAAAGACAGCGGAAACAGUACGGCAGGUGGUGGAAGUGGCAGCAACACGAUGGGUUACAUGUCGACACAAAUGAAGCUCGAUUUUAUCCACGAUACCAGACAAGCAUUUGGACGGAGCACCCUCGUUUUUCAAGGCGGCGCUAUCUUUGGUCUCUGUCAUCUCGGUGUCGCCAAGGCACUGUUCCUGCGUGGCUUGCUCCCGCGAAUUAUCACCGGGACGGCAACUGGAGCUUUGAUCGCUGCCCUUGUAGCUGUUCAUACGGAGGAGGAACUGCUGCAUGUCUUGAGUGGUGAAGCCAUUGACCUCUCUGCCUUUUCGAGCAAGCUUGGCACUCCCGCCAACGGUGAAGGGAAGGAUAAGAGGAAUUCAUGGUGGACUAAUCCCUGGUCGACUCUAGUACGUAGACUGACUAGGUUCUGGAAAAAAGGCUACUUCCUGGAUGUCAAGGUGUUGGAGCACUGCAUCAGGUCUAACUUGGGCGACCUCACGUUUGAGGAAGCGUAUAACCGUAGCAAGAGAGUACUGAACAUCACGGUCGCCACGGCUGGACAGGGGGGUGUUCCAACCCUCCUGAACUAUCUCACAGCUCCCAAUGUGCUAAUCUGGACAGCGGCGCUAGCAUCCAACGCCUCAUCCUCCUCGCUUUACGGUGACCGAGAAACCAAGAUUCUCUGCAAGGACUCUCAGGGCAACAUCGUCCCCUGGAAGCCCGCCAACACAGUUGACUUCCGCCACUGGACACACGCCUCAUACUCGGAGCGCGAAUCGCCCCUCCAGCGCAUCGCCGAACUCUUCAACGUCAACCAUUUCAUCGUCAGCCAGGCGCGGCCCUAUUUGAUCCCCUUCCUGCAAAGCGACAUGCACGGUCCUUCCCUCUUCGAGACCCGCAACAAGACGAUGUCGGCAACCGCCUUCCUUGUCCGCAUGAUGGGCCUCGAAAUCCGCCACCGGCUCAGCCAGCUCGACGCCCUCCGCCUGCUCCCUGCCGGCAUUCGUCGUUUCCUUGUGGAUGAGCGCGUCCCAGGAGCGAGCGUGACACUCGUGCCCGAGGUGACGGCCGGCGACUUUAUCCGGCUGCUUGAGACACCCACGAAAGAAACGCUCAAGUACUGGAUCCUUCGUGGCGAGCGCAGCGUGUGGCCGGCCGUGGCGGCGCUUAAGAUCCGCUGCGCCGUGGAGACGGAACUUGAUCGCGCGUAUCAGCAGGCGCGUAGGCUCAAGGCUGGCGGGCUGAGGCGCAAGGCUAGUAGCAGGGGCCCGAUGAUGUCGGCGCAGUCGGCACCGUCGCCGAAUGGAAGCGAUCGGGAGCGGUGGGAGAGGGAGAGGGAGAGGAGGUCGGGUACGGGCAGAGCAAAGACUACUGGUGUUAACUAGUAGUGCAGUGCAAUAUGUGUCGCUGUUUUCGUUUGUGUUGGUGGGAAGACAACUUGAAAGCUGAGUCAGGACUUGUGUGUGUGGCCCUUCCGGGUCUGAUACUUCAAGUUUACUACAUAAAGUAAUGUGCCCUGUAAAUACCAGACUCAAUAAAUGCAAAAACCCAGCAAGUGCCAGGAAAUUCCGUGUCCGAUCUAUACCAGUAUGGCAUAGCCUCAACUAUAGUGCCAUGUGCCCAGCAGCCGGCAACUGUUCCCAAUAAAAAGUAAAAAAAUAAU